GUUGUAGUUUGUCUUCUGAUUGUUGAUCCAGGCACGAAACAGUUAACGGGCUCACUUCUGCCCCACCUAUUGCCGCCAAACAGUCCGGAGUACAAUGCAAGUUCUUCCUUUGACACCUUGACCAUUGGAACGAGAUUUCCGAGCGCAGUUGUGGAUCGUGUGGAUAAGCGCACUAUUCAUGUGCGACUGGACACCAAGAACGGUGUCCAAGGUGUAAUCCGAAAGGUGCAUAUUCCUGACAAGUUGAAAAGUGACAACUUGAAGUCCAAGUUUUCAGUUGGACAGAAAGUCAAUUGCCGUGUCAUAGAUCAUGACCUGCUAGAAAAUGUCGCUGUCGGAACCAUGAAAAAGAAACUUCUUCGUCUACCUUACCUGUCUAUCAAUGAAAUUUCUCCGGGAGAUAAAGUCAACACCGAGAUCGUUCGCUUCACCAAAACAGGUAUUGUUGUCCGUGUAGAAGAACGUCUGAACGGACUUGUUCCUUUUCUUCAUUUGGCUGACUUGCCUAUCAAAAAUCCGGCACAAAAAUUCACACGUGGACAAAAACUGUUGUGCCGCGUACUCACAGUGGACAAGACGGCCAAUAAGCUAAUUCUUACGGCAAAACGUGGUUUGGUGGAGUCCAACUGUCCGCUUCUUGGAAGUAAGGAGAUGAUCGAUUUGGUAUCGGAAAGCAAAUUCCUACAGGAUUCCAGUGAUCAGCUGUUCAGUGCGUUUGUUGCGAAAGUUCUCGAGAACGGAAUGCUUUUAAUCGGCGUGAACAACAUGCGCGCUUGGUUACCCAGGAAAGAGUGUGGUCUAUCGAGUGAUGAUGCGCUAGACGCCACGUUCUUUCACGGCCAGGUGCUUCGUAUUUUCGACGCACGCGUGCACAAGGUUCAGAACACUGGCAUUAUCGUAAACUUACUGAUCCCGGAGGACCCGGAAAAUGCGAACAGCAAUGCACGAACUGUCGGUGUUGGGUUCCUGAGAUUCGAACACCUUACCGAUCACGAAACAAAUAUCCCGCUGCUCACUGAUUGUUUGUCCAGCAUCAAGCCGGGUGCGCCUUUAUCAUUGAACGGGAGAAAACCACGGCAGGUUGUGGUGAUAAAUCAGACAGGGAAAAUGGCUCUGGUUUCGGCCAAACCAACAUUGUUACAUGCGGCGCGCGAGUCCCGACCUUCUGAAUCUGAUGAAAACGCGGUUCCGGCUACUGACGACUCGACUGGCUUUGUCCGUGAUUUUCCUGACUUACAAAAUCACGUCGACUACGGUGUAUUUGUACAAUUCCCUGCCGGAAUCCGUGGUCUAGCACCAGUUCGUCUGCUCUGCGACAGACGCAUACCGCAAAAAGUCACUGUGACCGAACUGUUCCCCACAGGUGCGACCGUGAUCGCAAAAGUGGUCGAAUUGGCUCCGUCGGAAAAACGACGUUGUCUGGUCAGUUUGCGUAUGAUCGACACAUACACUGCUGCUGAGGAGCAGUAUGUAAACGGGGCAAUUCAGUCGUUGCGCAAUUGGUUGACAGAACAGGAAUGGAUUUCCGAGAGACAGGGUGCACUAUCGGCUUAUCGAAUUGGUGAUUUGGUUAGUUUUCGCAUCACUGACUCGGACUCGCUGGUUGCCGUUGGUGAAGCGUGCAAACAGAAUACCCCAUCCGCGUUAUCGUCAUCCUCUUCAAAGAAAGUGACUUGGGUUGCUGCCGUGGUCUAUCGAGAAAACGCAGAUGGGGUCGAAUGCCAACCUGGUCAACUGUGUACCGGGGUGGUUACUUUUGUGGACUUUGUGGCCUCCCGAUUGGAGUUAGUUCUGUCCAGUUGGCUGAUAAAUUCAAUCAAUCACCGGGAUGAUCUGAAUGAGGCGUGUGCACUGCGUCCAGGUCAAAAGGUCUCAUCUGUCACGGUAGCCUUACGUCAGCGAGAUGUGGCUGUGGUCGCGUUUCGCGGUCAUGCAGCCGGUCGAUUCGGUUUGGUUCCGGCUCGACGCACAUUCAACGACGUGAUUGGAGGAAACGCCUGGUCUCUCGGUCAACGCAAUCAGGUCACUUUGCGGUUGUAA
Messenger RNA from Echinostoma caproni, 2040 nucleotides. The record is from the annotation of a GenBank genome assembly. NCBI's taxonomy places the organism in Eukaryota, Metazoa, Platyhelminthes, Trematoda, Plagiorchiida, Echinostomatidae.